AUGUCUUCCCGCGGUGCCGCCUCUGCGGCUGGCCAGCCCUCGAUUCUAUCCUUUUUCCGACCAAACAACAAGGACCCGGCACCGAUGGUGGUGCAACCACCAAAACAACAUCAACAGCCACCCCUCCCACCUCCACCACCGCCCGCACCCCUGCAAUCGCCGAGCCCUGGCGCCGUGGCGGCGGCGGCGGCAGCCUCAUCGCGCGUAGGACCAACGCCUCCCGCAACGACCCCGCACCCGUCGGCCUCGAUCGUGCCCAUUACCGCCGACCACAUCGCCCCGCUGCGCCGCAUCAACGCCCUCCUCCUCUGCGUCAACUACCCAGACUCCUUCUACCAGCGCAUCCUAGACCCGGCCGCGUCGGGCCUCUUCUCUCGCGCUAUCCUGUGGUCCGAGACAGACGACAAAGACACCUCCUUAUCCGCCGAACCGCCAAAGGUCAUCGGCUCCAUCGUCGCGCGCGUCGAGACCUCGCCGUUCAGCAAGCAGCGUUCCGCCCUCUACAUUCAGAGCCUGACGCUCCUCUCGCCCUUCAGGUCGUUGGGGCUCGCUAGGGCCGCGCUGGACGCCGUGCUCGACCACGCCAGGCGCCUGCGGUCUGCCGUCGACAUCUCAGACGUCUAUGCGCACGUCUGGACCGAGAACGAGGACGGGCUGAGGUGGUACGCGGCGCGCGGCUUCGAGCGCGUCGGCUCCCGGCCCGAGCAGGGCUACUACCACAAGCUGCGGCCGGAUACGGCCUGGAUUGUGCGGCGGUCGCUGGACGGAGCCGCAUCCGCCUCGGACAUCUCUGCCGCGAUGGCCCGGACGACGGCGGCAGCGCCACCGUCUCCAGCUGUGGUCCCUCCGUCCGUCACGGCCGCCGUGGUGAACCUACCGCUCAAGACUCCGCCGGCACCGGCACCGACGAGCAGCGCGUCCGCCAAGGCAGCGGCGCUUUGCUUCCAAGACAAGCGGCCCGAGACUGACUGGAACGACCUCCCGCCCGAUGUGGCCGCGGGGCUGCUCACGCCGGGCAGCGGGCAAGGGUCCGAGGCCAGCUCGAGGAGUAGCUCGACGGCGCGGGGGCCCAAGAAGAAGAGGGAUCGGGCGUACCCCGCCGCUGCAUUUGGGAGCUGA
Molecule: messenger RNA, 1119 nt
Organism: Pyricularia pennisetigena
Lineage: Eukaryota; Fungi; Ascomycota; Sordariomycetes; Magnaporthales; Pyriculariaceae
Exons: 1
Coding region: 1-1119 (372 amino acids)
Biological process (GO): mitotic sister chromatid cohesion
Cellular component (GO): NatA complex
Molecular function (GO): acyltransferase activity, transferring groups other than amino-acyl groups
Source: RefSeq, a predicted model, not a curated record